Molecule: messenger RNA, 2487 nt
Organism: Penicillium cataractarum
Lineage: Eukaryota; Fungi; Ascomycota; Eurotiomycetes; Eurotiales; Aspergillaceae
Product: beta-glucosidase
Exons: 4
Coding region: 1-2487 (828 amino acids)
Biological process (GO): glucan catabolic process
Molecular function (GO): beta-glucosidase activity
Source: RefSeq, a predicted model, not a curated record
AUGUCUGUUGAACAGCUAGUCCAAUCCCUUUCUCUCGAGGAAAAGGUCUCGCUUCUCGCGGGAAAAUCAUACUGGAGAACGGCGGGACUUGCAAAGUACAACAUCAAGCCUAUCAAGCAAGAGGCUAAAUCGACAUGCACCGUGCAGUACAGUGAUGGCCCUAAUGGCGUUCGUGGGGAAUCCAUUCAUGCCUCAACAAAAGCCACCUGCUUCCCUUGCGCGGCAUUGGUCGGGUCGACUUUUAACCCCGAUUUGGCUCAUAAAAUGGGUCAAGUCAUUGGUAAAGAAUGCAACGCCAAGGGCGUUGGUCUUCUUUUGGGUCCAACUAUCAACUUGCAUCGUUCUCCACUGGGCGGGAGAAAUUUCGAGGCUUACUCCGAAGACCCGACCCUAUCUGGGCUACUUGGGGCUGCAUUCGUUAAGGGCGUCCAAUCAGAGGGGGUGUCUGCCUGUCCCAAGCAUUUUGUAGGCAAUGAAUGCGAAACCAACCGCAAGACAUCGAAUACUAUUGUCGAUGAGAAGACGCUGCGGGAGUUAUACUCAUAUGCUUUCCAAGUGUUAUUCAAGGAGUCCACCCCGUGGGCCAUUAUGACAUCGUACAACCUAGUUAACGGUGCUUUCAUGUCUGAGAAUGAAGAGCUACUUCAAGGUCUCCUCCGCAAGGAGUGGGGCUUCCAGGGCGCCAUCGUUUCCGAUUUUGAGGGAGUUUACUCAACUGUCCCCUCUGUCAUGGCAGGUGUUGCACUCGAGCUACCGGGUCCUGCUCGUUUCAGAGGAGAACACCUUCUGAAGGCCAUCCAAAAAUGCCAGAUAGCAGAAUCGCACAUUGAUGACCUGGUCAAAGAUGUCAUCGCACUAUCAGCCAAAGUUGGUAUGAAAGAUGAAACGGCCGUUGAGAAAGAUAUUCUCAAAGAGGAUAGCACAGCAACUCUUGUAAGGGAUAUUGCUGCAGAGGGAAUUAUCCUGCUGAAGAACGAUGGCAACCUUCUCCCGUUACUACCAUCGAAGAAACUUCGAAUUGCUGUUUUUGGCUCUCCGGCUGCCAAUCCCAUUAUCCAUGGAGGCGGCAGUGCGUCGCUUACUUCGUCCUAUGUCAUCUCGCCUCUCGAUGCGCUCAAAGAAAAGUUUGGGGAAGAAAACAUUCAUUAUCAUCCAGGGGUUCCAAUCUUCAAGAAAAUUCCGUCUGCUCCAAUUUCCGUGAUGACAGCACCGAGCAUUGGUCAGCCAGGAGUCGACUGUUUCUGGUACAAUGGCUGGGUGGUUGGUGAAAAUCCAGUGCAUCACGAGAUUCUAGAGACGACACGAACACUCGUCAUCGAGUCGCGAAUCUCGGAUCUUCAACCAAAGCACUGCAGUCGAAUGAGCUUUAUUCUUCGACCAAAAACUACUGGCCUGCAUAGAUUUGGAGUGACUGCCUGCGGAAAGAGUGUUCUUCGAGUAAAUGGAAAAGUUCUCUUAGAGCACUCGGGAUUCGACGAUUGCCGAGUGGAAUAUGUCAUGCAACCUGGAGAUUUUGAGGAGCGAGCCGAUAUCUUUAUGGAAGCUGGUUGUGAGUAUGAAGUGACUAUCGACACUCUGUCAACCACUGCGCCGAGUCCAUCGCCAAUCUUUGACAUUACGCCGCAGGCUACGUCAGUAGGAUUCUACGAGAACCUAAACACUCCCAUCAAUGAACAGCUACAACAAUUGGCAUCUGAGAGCGAUGUUGCCAUUAUUUUCACUGCAAAUAACAAGGAGUACGAAUCUGAAUCAUUCGACCGCUCUUCGCUGUCUUUGUCUCCGCUGCAAGAUGAAUUGAUUCGGGCUGUUUCUGGCGCAGCACCCAAAUCUAUCUUGGUGAAUCAGACUGGAUCUCCCAUAUCAAUGUCCUGGAUUGAUGAGGUCGACUCCAUCCUUCAAUGCUGGUAUGCUGGUCAAGAGGUCGGGAAUGCUUUAGCAGACAUCAUCAGUGGCGAUAUCAACCCCUCUGGCAAACUUCCUGUCACAUUUCCCAAGUGCAUUGAAGAUACUCCAUCCUUUGGAAAUUUUCCGACAGAUGAAAACAUGAGGAUUCGGUACGAAGAAGGAUUGGAAAUGGGUUACCGCGCAAGCAAGCCUGCUCCUCUUUUCCCCUUCGGUUACGGGAAAUCAUACACCGAGUUUGAGGUGCAAGGGCUUGCUAUCAAGAGAACUGCCAGUUUGACCGCCGUGGAUUUGACGGUGGCGACGACAGUCACUAAUGUCGGACCAGUAGCCGGCGGGGAAGUUGUCCAAGUGUAUGUUGACGGCGUACUGAAGGCUUUCCGGAAGGUUCUCCUCAGUCCAGGAGACAGCCACGCUGUGGAAGUCACUUUGGACAAAUAUGCAUUUAGCGAAUGGUCUUCAGACGAUAAAAGAUGGAUCGUCAAGCCUCGAGUAUAUAGUAUUGAGCUUCGUCAAGACGCAAAUACUUUGCUUGCUUCAACUACUUACAAUGUUGAGACAGGCCUAUCCUGGAGCGGGCUUUGA